AAACACGCCAUGGAGAGGGAGUUUUCCUUAGUACUCUGCCUCUUGGUUCUCCUAAUGGUCCCUUGUACGGCUCAACCAUUUGCAUGCGAUGAGAAUGCCCCUGAAACAAGCCAAUUCCUCUUUUGCAACACCUCCUUGUCCUACCAGGAGCGAGCCAAAGAUCUUGUUUCGAGCCUGACUCUUCGGGAAAAGGUGCAGCAACUAGUGAACAGGGCAGCAGGUGUUUCCAGGCUAGGCAUUCCAGCCUAUGAAUGGUGGUCGGAGGCACUCCAUGGUGUCUCAAACACUGGCCCUGGAGUCCGUUUUAAUGCCACGGUGCCUGGCGCCACUAGUUUUCCAGCUGUGAUUCUGUCAGCUGCAAGCUUCAAUAUGACAUUGUGGCUUAAGAUGGGGCAGGUGGUGUCCACUGAAGCACGAGCCAUGUUCAAUGCUGGACUGGCUGGACUCACAUACUGGAGUCCUAAUGUUAAUGUGUUCCGUGACCCAAGAUGGGGUCGUGGUCAAGAAACACCAGGGGAGGAUCCUCUGGUUGUGUCCAAGUAUGCUAUAAAUUAUGUCAGGGGACUGCAAGAAGUAACCAAUUCAAGUAAUGACAGACUUAAGGUUUCAAGCUGUUGCAAGCACUAUACUGCGUACGAUGUUGAUAAAUGGAAAGGCAUUGAUCGAUUCCAUUUUGAUGCGCAAGUGACUAAGCAAGAUCUGGAAGACACAUAUCAGCCUCCAUUUAAAAGCUGUGUCGAGGAAGGACAUGUAAGCAGUGUGAUGUGUUCAUACAACAGAGUCAAUGGGAUUCCUACUUGUGCUAAUCCUGACUUGCUUCAAGGAAUAAUUAGAGGACAAUGGGGUCUUGAUGGGUACAUUGUUUCAGACUGUGACUCAAUUAAGGUCUAUUAUGAUACAAUACAUUACACUACAACCCCUGAAGAUGCAGUAGCCCUAGCUUUAAAAGCAGGUUUAAACAUGAACUGUGGAGAUUUUCUCGGCAAUUACACUGAAAAUGCAGUAAAUUUGAGUAAGGUGGAAGAAUCAGUCGUAGAUCAAGCUUUGAUAUACAACUAUAUUGUCCUUAUGAGACUUGGUUUCUUUGACGGAGACCCCAAGCUGCUUCCCUUCGGCGAACUUGGGCCAUCGGAUGUAUGCACCCAGGAACAUCAAAUGUUAGCCCUGGAUGCUGCUCGGCAGGGGAUCGUCUUGUUAGACAACGAUGGAGCUCUUCCUUUAUCCCCAAAUUCCACUAAGAACUUAGCUGUUAUAGGACCAAAUGCCAACGCAACAACCGUCAUGAUUAGCAACUACGCUGGCAUCCCCUGCAACUACACCAGCCCUUUACAGGGGCUGCAGAAGUAUAUCUCUGCCGUUACGUAUGAGGGCGGAUGUAGUGAUGUAAAAUGUGGCGAUGUGACAGGGAUAGAGGCGGCAGUGAAGGCUGCAGCCACGGCUGACGCUGUGGUGGUGGUUGUGGGGCUUGAUCAGUCUAUUGAGGCUGAGGGGCUAGACAGAGAGAACCUGACUUUGCCGGGGUAUCAAGAGGAGCUGGUGACACAGGUUGCCACUGGGACAAACGGAACGGUGAUUCUUGUGGUUAUGUCCGCCGGUCCUAUUGAUGUUUCUUUUGCUAAAAAUCUGAGCAAAAUCGGAGGAAUUUUGUGGGUGGGGUAUCCGGGUCAGGCCGGCGGUGACGCCAUAGCACAGGUGAUAUUUGGAGACUACAAUCCGUCCGGAAGGUCUCCUUUCACAUGGUACCCACAAGAGUACGCAGAUCAAGUCCCGAUGACGGACAUGAACAUGAGAGCCAACGCCACUGGAAACUUUCCCGGAAGAACCUAUCGGUUCUACUCCGGUAAAUCAAUAUAUCAAUUUGGGCAUGGACAAAGCUACUCUACAUUCUCCAAAUUCAUCAUCUCUGCUCCUUCAACAAUCCUCAUUCAACCAAAACCAAAAAACAUUCUCCCUACUUCAACCUCCACCAACGCCGCCGCAAUCGACAUUUCAACCCUAAAUUGCGAGGACUUGAAAUUCGAAAUCACAAUCGGGGUGAGAAACAAAGGACCAAGGGACGGAACCCAUGUGGUACUGGUGUUUUGGAAGCCGACCGGUUCAGGAGGGGUGGUGAGCGGCGCACCAAAUGUGGAGUUGGUGGGGUUUGAGAGGGUGGAGGUGGAAAGGGGGAAAACCCAGAACGUCACGGUAAGUGUGGAUGUGUGCGAGGGGUUUAGUCUUGUUGAUAGUGAAGGAAAGAGGGUGGUGGUAGCAGGGCAACAUUCUGUUUUGGUGGGUUCCCCCGGAGAGAGGCAAGUGAGGCACCAAUUUGUUGUCAGGGUGGACGGGAAUGGAGGAAAAGGAGAAUAUUUUUCUAUGUAAUGGUAGCAGGUGCAUUAAUUCCAUGAGGUGAUAGUACAAUAUUUAAAAUAUAAAAUAAAGAAUGACUUAAUUU
Messenger RNA from Rubroshorea leprosula, 2434 nucleotides. Lineage: Eukaryota; Viridiplantae; Streptophyta; Magnoliopsida; Malvales; Dipterocarpaceae. The record is from the annotation of a GenBank genome assembly.